Messenger RNA from Cydia splendana, 3147 nucleotides. It is a transcript of the gene Mctp, whose product is annotated as multiple C2 and transmembrane domain-containing protein. The record is from RefSeq and is a predicted model, not a curated record. The transcript has 21 exons. Gene Ontology annotation, molecular function: calcium ion binding. NCBI's taxonomy places the organism in Eukaryota, Metazoa, Arthropoda, Insecta, Lepidoptera, Tortricidae. Gene Ontology annotation, cellular component: synaptic vesicle membrane. The coding region runs from base 406 to 3036 and encodes 876 amino acids. Gene Ontology annotation, biological process: regulation of neurotransmitter secretion.
CCGCCGGGGUGGCUACGUGCGCAAACCGAUUUCCCCCCAAAAUUCUACGUCAGUACGUAGAGGCAACCCGCGCGAGCGACCCGCUACGAUCCACCCCCGCGCGUCUUUUGUUUUUGCAAGCCAAUAUUCAUUAAUAAAAACCCAACCCUGUGAAUAAUAACGAAUGUUAUAUUUGUAAUAUAACCUUGUUGUUUCGUUAAAAUUGUGCGCGUUUGUUUUUAUCUGUGCAACUUGAUGAGAUUAAGCUAAUCGUUCGCGUGUAUUGCGUUUUUUGAAUGUGUGUGUGUGAAAAGUGCGUUUUUGGAUUUGGAUGUGUUAUUAAUGAAAAACGGGCGCUAGAGUGAGUGUGCGCGCGCCAUGAUCGCGUGCGUGCGCUGCGACAGCUGACAGGAGCUGCAAGAGGUCAUGUCCACCAAGAAGCACUCGCCGCAAACCAAGCGGUCCGAGGCGCUAAGCGGGCGGCUGUCAAAGUCGGCGUCCGAGCUUUCGUGCGCGUCGCCCGCGUCGCGGACGCCGCCGCCCCGCGCGCGCUCUGCGCACCACGCGCCGCUGUCGGUCGUGCAUCGCACGCAGCACUUCUUUACUAACCUAAAGAGCCGAUGGCAGCGCAGCAGAAGCAGAGAGCGGUGUCCGGCCGGCACGGCGUUCUCACUGGCACCCGGGCAGGAUUCCAGCGGCACCGAGUACGCUGGCGAUGGCAGUUCGGAACACAGCACGCCGGCCAAUUCCCCCAGGAGACGCAAGACUGAUCUAUCGAUGAACCGGCAGGUGUCGACGGACCCGGCGCCGUCCACAUCGGGAACUCCCGCGCACUAUCCGAGACAACCGCCAGCGGAACUGUUGCAAUUGGAACCCGAUGAAUCCCAAAGACACAGAGAGCAGUUACUACGGCAAUAUUCGUUCUUCCAGCUCAGGGUACAUCUGAAGCGGGGUCAGAACCUCGUGGCCAUGGACAAGAACGGCUUGUUGGCAGGCACCAGCGACCCGUACGUCAAGUUCAAGGUGGGCGGGCGUAUGCUGCACAAGUCGAAGAUCGUGUAUCGGGACCUGAAUCCCGUGUGGGAUGAGUGCUUCACGGUGCCUAUUGAGGAUCCGUUUCAGCCGGUGCAGAUUAAGGUGUUCGACUACGAUUGGGGCCUACAGGACGAUUUCAUGGGAUCCUGCCACCUGGACCUCACUGCCCUGGAGCUCGGCCGGACCCAGGACCUGGUGCUGUGUCUGCGGGACCCAAACAAGCCCCAGCAUGACAUGGGGGAGAUCGUACUGAACGUCACGCUCUGGCCGAAGAGUCAGGAGGACAAAGACCAGUAUCUAUUAAAGAACACGCGACUGAGCGACGUGAACAAAAGGCUUAAGGCUCAGAUCUGGAGCUCAGUGGUCACCAUCGUGCUAGUGGAAGCCAAGAAUCUCCCGGCCAUGGACAUGGACACGAGGUCUAGCGACCCUUAUUGUAAAUUUAGGUUAGGUAACGAGAAAUACAAAAGCAAGGUUGUAUGGAAGUCCUUACAUCCGUCGUGGUUGGAGCAGUUCGACCUGCAUCUCUACGACGAUCAGGAGCAGAUACUAGAAGUCACUGUGUGGGACAAGGACAAACAGACCAAGGACGACUUCCUGGGAAGGUGUACAAUAGAUCUCUCCCGUCUAGAACGCGAGAAGACCCACAGUAUGUGGCAAGACCUAGAAGACGGGAAUGGGCAGAUCUUCUUACUGCUUACAAUCAGUGGGACCACGCAGAGCGAGACCAUCACGGACCUCACCAGCUACAAGGAGAACCCGAGAGAUAUUGAGAUCAUUGAGAAGAGAUACACAUGGUACUACCUGAACGAGCAGUCGAGCGGCGUCGGCUGGCUCUGCGUGAAGGUACACGGGGCGAAGGGCCUGGCUGCUGCGGACUUGGGGGGCAAGUCCGACCCCUUCUGCGUGUUGGAACUGGGGAACUCUCGGCUACAGACUCAUACGGAGUACAAGACGCUCGCGCCUAACUGGAUGAAGAUUUUUACUUUCACAGUGAAGGACAUAAGCUCAAUCCUCGAGCUAACAGUAUACGACGAAGACCACGACCACAAAGUCGAGUUCCUGGGAAAGCUGGCUGUACCUCUGCUCAGCAUCAGGAACGGGGAGAAGCGGUGGUAUGCACUGAAGGAUAAGAAGAUGAGGAUGAGAGCGAAGGGGAACUAUCCGCAGAUACUGCUGGAGAUGACUGUGAUAUGGAACCAGUUGAAAGCCGCGAUUAGAGUGGUUAACCCAAAGGAACCAAAGUACAUGCACCAAGAAGCCAAGUUUAAGCGGCAACUGUUCAUCCGCAACGUCAUGAGACUGAAGGCCAUCAUCAUGUGGUUUAUAGAGAUUGGGAAGAUUUUACAAGACUGUUUUGAAUGGGAGUCCCGCGUGCGCUCGUUCUUCGGGCUGCUGGUGUGGCUCGCCUUCUGCUACUACUACGAGAUGUGGAUGCUGCCAUUCCUCAUCCUGGUCUUCCUGACUAGGAACUGGCUCAUUUACAGGCUCACUGUUGAAUACGAAGACACCCGAAUAUUCCAAGCGUUUAAGCCGUAUUUGCCAAGAAUAAGGGGCAAUCCACUAUUACAACCAGUGGAUGAUGAAGACCUGCUAGCCGAGGAAGAUGACGAGGAAGAAGUAGAUAAGGAGGAGAAAAAAUCUCUAAAAGAGAGACUGCAAGCAAUACAGGAGGUGACGCAGACGGUGCAAAAUGCGAUCGGCUACGUCGCCUCAUUAGGAGAAGCUGUUAAAAAUUUAGCGAACUUCACCGUGCCAUAUCUCAGUUACAUUGCCAUCAUCAUGCUGUUUGGAGCUAUGGUGGUUCUCUAUGUGAUACCGAUGCGAUACUUGCUCAUGGCGUGGGGCAUAAAUAAAUUCACGCGCAAAAUUCUCCGGCCACACACGAUACCGAACAACGAAGUUUUGGAUCUGCUAUCGAGGGUUCCGGACGAUGAGAUUUUGUUGGACUGCCGCGAGCUGAAACCCCACACUUCCACCGAGCACCGCCGCGACGCGCGCAAGAAGCACAAGGCGUCAUAACGCGGCAACUUGCGUCGUCGGCUCGCUGACUAUGUCGCCAAGUUGAGGGUUAGGCUCUAAGUUACUUGCCACGGCUUUUGCAUAUGUAUUUAAGGAAUAAUACGACUAGAG